GACACUCACUCACUCUCCCGCGGCAGCUCCGAGACAGGGACACUCGCCUUGCGGCAGCUCCGCGGUUAGGGACGCGCACCAGCGGCCCCUUCCACCACAGGGGACACUCGCCUCACCGACGACACUCUCGCCAACGGGCCACGACAGCGACGCUCGCCAGGGACGAUGUGGAGCCCGGGGCGGCUCGAUGGCGGCGGCGGCGUCGUCUUACUUCUGACUUUACUGGGAUUUCCGACGCACUCGGUAUUAGCACAAAAUGAAACUUGUGUUUGGUAUGGUGAAUGUGGAACAGAUGAGGCAACUCAAAAGAAGUACAACUGUAAAUAUGAUGGGAAACCAAUACCACUGCCCAAAAAAGGAUAUGACUUACUCCAGGAAUUGUGCCCCAAUUAUUUCUAUGGAAAUGUUAAUCUCUGUUGUGAUGUUCACCAACUCCAGACACUUAAGGAUAACAUGCAGCUACCAUUUCAAUUCCUGUCCAGAUGUCCAUCCUGUUUCCACAACUUCAUGACUUUCUAUUGUGAGCUCACUUGCAGUCCUUAUCAGAAUUUGUUUCUCAAUGCCACUAAAUUUCAACGGUACACCGAGAACAAAACCAGCAUCACUGAGGUGCAAUACUACAUUGGUUCAAGUUUCACAAAUGCCAUGUUUAACGCCUGCAAAGAUGUUCUUUCUCCGUCAAGUAAUGAAAAAGCUCUGGGGCUGCUUUGUGGGAAAGAUGCGAAAGACUGCAAUGCAACCAAUUGGAUUCAGUACAUGUGCAGCACAAGCAAUGCUCAGACUCCUUUCAAUAUUAUUCCAAUCUUCUCUGAUAAUCGUAUUGGAAGAAUGCUCCCUAUGAAUAACGAGACAAAAGGUUGCAAUGAAUCUCUGGAUGAUGGAUCUGAUGCAUGCAGUUGCCAGGACUGUUCACUGGUUUGCGGACCAAAGCCAGUCCCUCCACCACCUGCUGUUCCAUGGACCAUCUUUGGUUUGGACGCGAUGGUUCUUAUAAUGUGCUUCUCCUAUUCAGCAUUUAUCAUACUCCUUGCAGGAGGAGCUCUUGGCAUGUGGUGUUACAGGAAGAUGAGUGUUGCCUCUGAAUAUGCACCAAUUAUUGGCACCAGUGGAGCUCUUUCAAUUAACUUCAGUCAUGACUCAGAUAAGAUAACCUGUUGUGACCGGCUAGGUGCAAGGUCUGAGGCACUUCUGCGUCGUUUAUUCACAAACUGGGGCUCUUUCUGUGUGCGACACCCAGCUCCAGUCAUUGUCUUAUCACUUGUAGCAGUAUCCAUUUGCUCGUCAGGCUUGCUAUACCUAAAGAUAACGACUGAUCCUGUAGAACUCUGGUCUGCUCCUUCCAGUGAGGCCCGCAAAGAGAAGCAUUACUUUGACUCGCAUUUUGGACCCUUCUUUCGCACUGAGCAGUUGAUUAUUACAGCCCCAAACAGAUCAGCAACCCUUUACUCACCUUAUCCAUCUGGUUCAGACAUAUUAUUUGGGCCUCCUUUAGCCAAGGAUAUCCUUGAUCAGGUGUUGGACUUGCAAAAUGAAAUUGAAAAUCUGAAAGCAGAAUACCAAAAUGAAACUGUGAUGUUAAAGGAUAUCUGUUUGGCUCCUCUGGCUCCAUAUAACAACAACUGUACCAUCUUGAGUGUGCUAAACUACUACCAGAACAGUCAUGAUGUCCUUAAUCAUUCUGUUGGUGAUGAGUUCUACGUGUUUGCUGAUUAUCAUACCCACUUUCUGUACUGCACUAAAGCUCCAUUUUCACUUAAUGAUACAACCAUGCUACAUGAUUCUUGUUUGGGCACUUAUGGUGGACCUAUCUUUCCAUGGCUGGUGCUAGGAGGAUAUGACAACGAUAACUACAAUAAUGCAACAGCAUUAGUAGUAACAUUUCCUGUGAAUAAUUACUACAAUGACACUGAGAAACUGAACAAAGCUUUGGCAUGGGAAAAAGUACUUAUUGCAUUUAUUAAGAAUUAUGGCAACUCCAACCUAUCCAUUUCCUUCUCAACUGAGCGAAGCAUUGAGGACGAAAUAAAUCGUGAAAGCAACAGUGACGUCUCCACAAUUCUCAUUAGCUAUGCAAUCAUGUUCGUUUACAUCUCGAUUGCUUUGGGGCACAUCAGGAGUGUUCAGAGUUUUCUGGUGGACUCAAAAAUCUCUCUGGGUGUUGCUGGUAUCUUUAUUGUCCUGAGCUCAGUGGCCUGCUCAUUAGGAAUCUUCAGCUAUGCUGGCAUUUCCCUCACACUAAUAGUUAUUGAGGUCAUCCCAUUUUUGGUGUUGGCAGUCGGUGUGGACAACAUCUUCAUUAUAGUUCAGACAUUUCAGAGAGAUGAACGUCUGCAAAAUGAAGAAAUCCACCAACAGAUCGGGAGAGUUCUGGGUGAGGUAGCUCCGAGUAUGUUUCUGUCAUCCUUCUCAGAGACUGUGGCCUUCUUUCUAGGUGCUUUAUCCACCAUGCCAGCUGUCCGUACAUUUUCACUCUUUGCAGGAAUGGCUGUAUUCAUUGACUUCUUGCUUCAGAUAACCUGCUUUGUAAGUCUCUUUGGUCUGGACAUCCAACGUCAAGAGAGUAAUCGCUUGGAUAUCUUUUGUUGUGCAAAACAAAAAAGCAUAAAUACAGACCAUUCAGAUGGAUUCCUCUUCAGAUUUUUCAAGCAUAUCUACGCACCAUUUUUAUUGAACGAUUGGGUGCGACUCAUUGUGAUGUCUUUAUUUGUUGGGAUCUUGUCCUUCAGCAUUGCAGUGUUGAACAAAGUUGAGAUUGGGCUAGACCAGAGAUAUUCAAUGCCUGAUGAUUCAUAUGUACUACAGUACUUUGAAUCAAUGGGCAAGUACCUUCAUGCAGGUCCUCCUGUCUACUUUGUAAUAGAAGAAGGUCAUAACUACACUUCCAUUGAAGGUCAAAACCCAGUGUGCGGUGGAGUUGGCUGCAACAAUAAUUCCCUUGUCCAACAGAUAUUUUCUGCUUCACAACUCGACAACUAUACAAGAAUUGGCUUUCCAUCAUCAUCCUGGAUUGAUGACUAUUUUGACUGGAUAAAGCCUCAGUCAACCUGUUGCAGAGUCUACAAUAAUUCUGGGCAUGAGUUCUGCAAUGCAACAGUGGUUGAUGAAUCUUGUGUUCAUUGCCGUCCGCUGACUCCUGAGGGAAAACAGAGGCCAAUUGGAGAAGACUUCAUGACAUUUCUCCCUAUGUUUCUGAAUGAUAACCCAAAUUCCAAAUGUGGCAAAGGUGGACAUGCAGCGUAUGGUUCAGCAGUAAAUCUGAUUGAGAACAAUACAGGUGUUGGUGCCACGUACUUUAUGACUUAUCAUACAGUGCUGACCACUUCUACAGACUUCAUUGAUGCUGCAAAGAAGGCACGUGAUCUGGCUGCAAAUAUGACUGAAUCCAUGGGCAUUUCAGACAAAGGAUAUCGUAUUUUUGCUUACAGUAUAUUUUAUGUAUUCUAUGAGCAAUACCUCACCAUAGUCAAGGACACCAUUUUCAACCUCUGCGUAUCACUGGGAUCCAUAUUUGUAGUGACUACAGUGCUGCUGGGUUGUGAUGUCUGGUCCGCUGUGACUGUGUGCAUCACUAUCUCUAUGAUCGUCGUGAAUAUGUUUGGUGUCAUGUGGCUAUGGAACAUUAGCCUGAAUGCAGUCUCCCUGGUAAAUCUAGUCAUGUGCUGUGGAAUUUCAGUAGAGUUCUGCAGCCAUAUUGUCCGUGCAUUUUCAGUUAGCUUGAAGAAAACGAAAGUGGAGCGUGCAGAGGAAGCACUGGCACAUAUGGGCAGCUCGGUAUUCAGUGGCAUUACACUGACCAAAUUUGGUGGUAUUGUAGUCCUGGCUUUCUCCAAAUCCCAGAUUUUCCAGAUCUUCUACUUCAGGAUGUACUUGGCAAUUGUACUGUUGGGAGCUUCCCAUGGCUUAAUAUUCCUUCCAGUAUUGCUUAGCUAUAUAGGACCACCUGUAAAUAAAGCCAAGGUGUCUGCAUUAAGCAUUCAGUACACUGGAACAGAACGCCAGCACCUGUUAAAGUCGCGAUGAACUCGAGCUGCUUUAAUUCAAUGAACUGAGCUGCUGGAUCAAGAGGCAGGAUUGUUGCCAUGCAGCUCUGAAUAGAAAUAAUGCUUCUGAACUGUUUCAUUUCACCAACGUACUGCUGAAAGUUCGCAGCUUUCAAACUCAGGAAAAUUUAAGUUAAGGUAGAGUAUUUGAUGGAAUAAAAUUAUUUAAUUCAGAAGGGCUUCUAAUCUAUUGGAAGAAGUGCUUUUUAUUCAGAACCUGAAUGGCGCUAUGCUCACCAAGAAUGGAUCUUUCAAACCUAGUGUAACUGCAAUGCAACUUUGCACUUUCCAGUUAAUGAUGUUCUGAAAUGUUAAGAAGACCACUGGGUUUAACACUAAUGCAUAUUUUAAUAUGUUACAACUGUAUAAAUAUUUUAUAACACAACAUUUUAUAAUGCAUUUAAUAAAGUUUCUAGAUUUCAACUGUACAUCUGAUGGACAAAAGUCAUUGUCUUCUGGAUGAAGUCUCCCAAUGUCCUUUCACACAACCAUAGCUUUGAGAAGUGCUUGUUCCCCAAACAGGCUUUUGAAAUGGUCAAUAUGUUCUUCACAGUGUUCUCCUGGAAUGGAAUAAAAUAUCACACUUAGUUCAAA
Molecule: messenger RNA, 4634 nt
Organism: Callorhinchus milii (elephant shark)
Lineage: Eukaryota; Metazoa; Chordata; Chondrichthyes; Chimaeriformes; Callorhinchidae
Gene: npc1
Product: Niemann-Pick disease, type C1
Exons: 25
Coding region: 166-4020 (1284 amino acids)
Cellular component (GO): membrane
Molecular function (GO): lipid carrier activity
Source: RefSeq, a predicted model, not a curated record